AUGGCGCAACUAUACCAGGAAGACCCUGAAGACACAACAAUGAGCGAAGGAUCCGACUUGGAAGAACUAGUCAGCCCCCACUUCAAAGAAACAACACAACAACAACAGUGGAGAGAACGCAAGAAGAAGCUAGAAGUCGAACUCUUAACUGAGGAAGUAAACCUACAAUACGACACACAACGCGAGAGAUCGGGACAACACGCCGACUACGCGCGACUCUACGACCACGUUUACGAAGAAUGGCACGGGAAAGGGAAAUUCCAAGGCACCACAGGACUCCGAACUAUCCGACUCGAAUCAUACAGAAAGGCACACGAGGCAUUCGGCGCCCCGCGCCUAGACAACGCACAACACCAACACGUCAGACUGACGGAAGGAUACAAACUAUGGAAGCAAUGGAUGGACGAACAAGUACACCCUAUACCAGCUCCUAACCGGGACCAGGAGAACAUGGGCAAAGGCGAAAGUUCCGUCACCUUGCAGAGACAAGACGCCAGAGACUACAGACCAGAGGCCCGAAGAGCCCUGAGUACGACCAGCAUCACAAUGACACCGCAGGACGAGGCAGCAUAUAAAGAAGCCAGCGAACGCCGCGAAAAGCGCAGGAACACGCGCAAAGACAGGAAGUCAAAAAACGACUCGGACCGUCUGUAA
This is a messenger RNA of Neoarthrinium moseri, 654 nucleotides long. RefSeq lists its product as uncharacterized. The coding region runs from base 1 to 654 and encodes 217 amino acids. The record is from RefSeq and is a predicted model, not a curated record. Lineage: Eukaryota; Fungi; Ascomycota; Sordariomycetes; Amphisphaeriales; Apiosporaceae. The transcript has a single exon.